AUGUCGCUCUUUCUAAACAUGAUCCGUGACAGAUUCAUCACGAUACCAGCACAGGAAGAAGACUGCACAGGCAAAACAUUCGUUGUGACAGGAGCAAACAGCGGUAUUGGCCUUGAAACAGUCCGUCAUCUUACAGAACUUAAAGCCGCCAAGGUGAUCUUGACAUGUCGAAGUAUUGAAAAGGGCGAGCAAGCCAAGAAGGACAUUGAAGAAUCGACUGGGAAGCAAAAUAUUGUUCAAGUUUGGCAUCUAGAUCUCGCUUCGUAUGACAGCGUUCGGGAAUUCGCUUCUCGCGUCAACAAAUUGGAGCGUGUCGAUGCCUUCAUCAACAACGCUGGCCUUCUCGAUUUCAAUCGUGAGAUGAUUGAAGGCCAUGAAUCAAUGUUGGCUGUCAACGUAAUAUCUACGACUCUGCUUUCGCUCCUUGUCUUGCCUGCCCUAAGGCUAACAGCGAUGAGGUUCAAUAUCGCUCCUCACCUUGUCAUUGUAUCUUCCGACGCAGCUUUUGAUUGCCGUCUCCCUAUAGGUGAGCCAAACAUAUUUGAGGCUCUCGAUGCUCAAACCAACAUUCUAGAGCACUACAACAAAUCAAAGCUCUUACAAGCCAUGUUCAUGUCUCGACUCUCCCAAGAAAUUGACGCUUCUGGAAAGGGACAUAUCCUCGUCAAUGCAGUACACCCAGGUUUGUGCUGCACACAGCUCUUCAAACACAUAUCUUUUCCGUUCUCCCUGUUUCUCUCUGCCCUUGUAGCGAUACUUGGACGGACCGCGGAGAUGGGAUCUCGGGCGUUGUUGGCUGGAGCUUUUGCAGGAGAGGAUCUACAUGGAAAGUUCAUGUUCAAUGGCGAGGAGCACCAGCUUCCCAAAUGUAUGCAAGGGGACGUAGGCGAAAAGUUGAGUAGACGUGUGUGGGAGGAGCUGAUGGAAUUGCUCGAGGGGAUUGAGCCUGGGGUAAUGGAUAAUAUCUAG
Messenger RNA from Fusarium venenatum, 969 nucleotides. RefSeq lists its product as uncharacterized. NCBI's taxonomy places the organism in Eukaryota, Fungi, Ascomycota, Sordariomycetes, Hypocreales, Nectriaceae. The record is from RefSeq and is a predicted model, not a curated record.